Messenger RNA from Sipha flava (yellow sugarcane aphid), 2049 nucleotides. It is a transcript of the gene bbc, whose product is annotated as cholinephosphotransferase 1. The transcript is spliced from 9 exons. Gene Ontology annotation, biological process: phosphatidylethanolamine biosynthetic process. Gene Ontology annotation, molecular function: diacylglycerol cholinephosphotransferase activity; ethanolaminephosphotransferase activity. Gene Ontology annotation, cellular component: endoplasmic reticulum membrane; Golgi apparatus. NCBI's taxonomy places the organism in Eukaryota, Metazoa, Arthropoda, Insecta, Hemiptera, Aphididae. Bases 470 to 1753 code for a protein of 427 amino acids. The record is from RefSeq and is a predicted model, not a curated record.
UCGACCUCGGUUGCACUGUUCGGAAACGUUUGCGCGUACUCGCGACGUACGCGUCCAACAACACGGCAAUAAUAAUAAUAAUAAUACGUAUUUAAUUAACAAUAAUUACGAUUAAAAUAUUCCGUGUGAUUAUAUUUUCCAUCGCCGUUCUAUCCGUCCGUGGUCUCGUUGUAAAUUUCCCCCUUCCCGCUCCGGUACAACAGUGAACGGUGUGCGUUUGAUUUUAACGGUUAACCUCCGUGUAACACAUACUGCGUGAUGUGGACGACGACGCGCUGGCGAGUGGCAUGAUUAUUUCUUAUCACCGACGGAACAAAUGGUUCGAUUGAUAUCCGGCGAGCAGCCACCGUCGAUAACACCGUUUCCGUGCAUGCCAAUGUGUUAUGAUGCAGUAGCAACUCAGAAAUCUACAAGUAUAGUGAUUCGUUGUUAGCCAUUGAUGCAGUGUCUGUAUUAAAACAUCUUCACCAUGUUGUUUUGUUUUACAAAAAAUAAAAUUCUGUUGCCUGUUCAACUCAAGAAACUUAGCGAGCAUUCAUAUAAGUGUGAAAGUCGUAGUGUUUUAGAUUCGUAUUUGCAACCCUUUUGGAAUUGGCUAGUACUACAAACACCCAUUUGGCUUGCACCAAAUUUAAUUACACUUAUUGGACUUUUAGUAAAUAUAAUCACUACGCUACUUAUUAUACACUACAGUCCAGAUGCUAAUUCAGAAAUUCCUAGGUGGGCAAGUUUUUUGUGUGGUCUUGGUUUAUUUAUUUAUCAAAGUUUAGACGCUAUUGAUGGAAAACAAGCACGUAGAACUGGUUCUUCUUCUCCUUUAGGUGAAUUAUUUGAUCAUGGUUGUGAUUCUAUUUCUACUGUAUUCAUUACAUUAUCAACCUGUGUUUCUGUAAAGUUAGGGGAAUAUCCUUCAUGGAUGUUUUUGCAAAGUUUUUUUGCUGUUGCUUUAUUUUAUCUUGCACAUUGGCAGACAUAUGUUUCUGGUACAUUACGCUUUGGUAGAUUUGAUGUUACAGAAACACAAAUAUCUAUUAUAUUUGUCCAUAUAAUGUCUGCUGUGUUUGGUACAAGUAUAUGGGAUAUUGUAAUUCCUCCUUUUAAUAUCAAGCUCAAGUUUAUAUUAUUACUUAUGACAUUAUCUAUUUCGUUAUAUUUAGCCAAAUCAAAUUUAACUGUUAUUCUAACUGGUGGUGUUGGCAAAAAUGGUUCUUCAGUGGCCGGAACCAGUGUUUUAUCUCCCGCUAUUCCUCUGAUCUUAGUAGUCCUACCUGCAUAUAUAAUUAGCUGCAAAAGUACUGAAAACAUCUAUGAGACUCACCCUGUACUAUACAUAAUGGCAUUUGGUGUAGUUACUGCUAAAAUAACAAAUAAACUUGUGAUUGCCCAUAUGACUAAAAGUCCAAUUGAAUAUGUUGAUUCCACGCUUAUUGGUCCAGCUAUGUUAUUUUUAAAUCAAUAUUUUAAUUCUGUUUUACCAGAAUACUAUGUACUGUGUGUUUGCUUGGCGUGGACCAUAAUUGAUCUAACAGUUUAUUCAAUAUUUGUUUGCAAAGAAAUAUGUGAUCAUUUACGUGUUUACUUAUUCUAUAUAACUACGACAAUGUCAAUCGCAAAACCGGGUACAUCUAAUAAAAUGUCUAGUUCGAGUAGUAAAAAUGGUAGCAACAAUUCAAGUGGCUUGUACCAACAUCAAUUUAAAUACCCAUCAACUAUGACUAGUUUUAUAUAUCCAUCUAAAACGAAAACAAAAUAAUAAUAUAAUAAAGUUAAUUGUAGUCUGAAUCAUUGUUAAUCUCAAGUCAACGAUUCAUAAUCAAUACCCAAAUAUUGAAGUAUGUUCGUUGAUAUUUUUUUUAAUAUUAUAUUUGUUAUAUAUAUUUGGCUGAGGUAACUAUGUACAUUGGAAAGAAUGAAAUUUACUAUUGCCAAAUUUUAUGAAUAUAUUAACAAACUACUAUUUGUUAUUUUUUGUCAAAUUAAAUUUUGUGUUGUAAUUUUAGCAUGUUCUUAUAUGUGGUUUGAUGUAAUAAAAAAUGGUCAUGAAAUGUA